UUUUGCCAAAUGGUGCUGUGUCUGCACCCAGGAUCCGAACCGGUGAACCCCGGGCUGCCAAGAAGCAGAACGUGCAAGCUUAACCGCUGCGCCACUGGACCGGCCCUGAAGCGCAGCUUUAGAUGAUUCCUAUCCUAGCAGUCUCUGCACCGGCCCCGCAGUGAACCAGUGAGAGAGCAGCCGGCGGUAAUUAGUAACAUAACUACCUCUUGGGGCCAUCCAGCUCAGGAGUCUCAGUUAAAGAUUGCCUUGGAAAAAUUCUAAUCUCUUUGCUGCGCAAAGAGGAAAUGGGCUAGAAGAGAUGCAGACCGUUUCUGUGCUCCUAAUGAUCAUUCAUGAUAUUGGUAUCAACUUGACAGAUCCCAUGUUCAGAGGAAUUUAUAGAGGGGUUCAAAAGCAUCAAGAUGACUUACAGGAUGUAAUAGAGAGAGCUGUCCAGAUUGGUGUUAAAAAGUUUAUGAUUACGGGUGGAAAUCUACAAGACAGUAAAGAUGCACUGCAUUUGGCACAAACAAAUGAUAUGUUUUUCAGCACAGUUGGAUGUCAUCCUACGAGAUGUGAUGAAUUUGAAAAGAAUGACCCCGAUCUUUACCUAAUGGAGUUGCUAAAUCUUGCUGAAAACAACAAGGGGAAAGUUGUGGCAAUAGGGGAAUGUGGACUUGAUUUUGACCGACUGGAGUUUUGUCCCAAAGAUACUCAGCUCAAAUAUUUUGAAAAACAGUUUGAACUGUCAGAACAAACAAAACUACCAAUGUUUCUUCACUGUCGGAACUCACAUGCCGAAUUUUUGGACAUAAUGAAAAGAAAUAGAGAUCGAUGUGUGGGUGGAGUGGUGCAUUCAUUUGAUGGCAGCAAGGAAGCAGCAGCUGCUCUGAUUGACUUGGAUCUCUAUAUAGGAUUUAAUGGUUGUUCACUGAAAACUGAGGCUAAUUUGGAAGUUUUGAAGUCAAUACCUACUGAAAAAUUAAUGAUUGAGACUGAUGCACCUUGGUGUGGAGUCAAAAGUACACAUGCUGGAUCAAAAUACAUAAAAACUUCAUUUCCUACCAAAAAGAAGUGGGAAAAUGGGCACUGUCUGAAAGACAGAAAUGAACCCUGCCAUAUAAUCCAAAUACUGGAGAUAAUGUCAGCAGUAAGAGAUGAGGACCCACUGGAAUUAGCCAAUACGCUAUAUAACAACACCAUUAAAAUAUUUUUUCCUGACAUGUAAUUGGUAUGUGUCUUCCAUUUUCCAUCAUGUAUGUAA
Equus quagga is the source of this 1246-nucleotide messenger RNA. It is a transcript of the gene TATDN1, whose product is annotated as TatD DNase domain containing 1. The coding region runs from base 302 to 1210 and encodes 302 amino acids. Gene Ontology annotation, molecular function: 3'-5'-DNA exonuclease activity. The transcript is spliced from 13 exons. Lineage: Eukaryota; Metazoa; Chordata; Mammalia; Perissodactyla; Equidae. The record is from RefSeq and is a predicted model, not a curated record. Gene Ontology annotation, cellular component: cytosol.